Messenger RNA from Aspergillus thermomutatus, 906 nucleotides. Its product is annotated as zinc-binding alcohol dehydrogenase family protein. Bases 1 to 906 code for a protein of 301 amino acids. Gene Ontology annotation, molecular function: oxidoreductase activity, acting on NAD(P)H. Lineage: Eukaryota; Fungi; Ascomycota; Eurotiomycetes; Eurotiales; Aspergillaceae. The transcript is spliced from 3 exons. The record is from RefSeq and is a predicted model, not a curated record.
AUGAAGGCCGUCAAAAUCCAGGAAGUUGGCAAAGCCGCUGUUGCUGAAGUCCCAACCCCUCAGAAGCACAUCCAUCUCAUUCCCAGCGAGGGCUGCACGUCUGGUUCCGACUUCGCUGGUGUCGUCCAGGAAGUCGGCUCGAAUGUUACCACUCUUAAGAAGGGGGACAGAAUCGCGGGGGUGGCGCACGGAGGAAAUUCAAGCCAUAAAGAAGAUGGUGCCUUUGCCGAAUACGUGGCCGUUAAGGAAGGAAUCUCGUUCAAGCUUCCAGAUGGCGUGAGCUUCGAAGAGGCCGCGACAGGGGGAGUCGGGAUUGCCACUAUCGGACAAGGCUUGUAUCAAUCUCUGCAGCUCCCGCUGCCCAACCAACCAAGCAAAGAACGUUUCCCGUCGCUGGGCGCCGAUGCCGUCUUUGACUAUAAUGCUCCCAACUGCGGUGCUGAAAUCCGCAAACACACCAGCAACGAGCUGUACUACGCCUUCGAUUGCAUUUCUGAGGGCAACCCUCUUCCGAUCUGCGCGGAAGCGCUAUCGUCUGAUGUAUCAACGAAGAAGCCAAUGUAUAGCUCGGUACUGUUUUGUGAGUUCCCGCGAACUGAUAGCACCCUAGCAUACACCAUCUUUGGUGAGCCUUUCUACAAGGCCUUCGGGGCUGGUAUCGAUUUCCCUGCCAGCAAGGAAGACUACGAUUUUGCCAAGAUGUUCUUCAAGCUUAGUGAGAGGCUGCUGGCUGAGGGGAAGUUCAAGUUUCACCGUGUGGAUGUCAGAAACGGUGGCUUGGAGGGCGUUUUGGAGGGAUUGGAAGAGCUGAGACAGGGCAAGGUCAGUGGGAAGAAGCUGGUCUAUCGGAUUACGGACAUCUAUAUCUUGGCUUCAAGCGGAUAUGUACCACUAACUAUCACGUGA